UUCUUGUUUUCAAAAAUGCUAACAGGCUUCUUUGUCUUUCCAGUCAUCAAGGCAAAGGUGGUUGAGAUUACGGCUGCUGGUGAAUUUGAUAUCAACUAUGAUAUUGAACAGACCAAGAUCCUGAAGGGUCCUAUAAGGUACUAUGAUACCAUCUCCACUGCUGCAUCCUCUGCAGCAUGUGGUCUAACUCUCACCAAAGGUGUAGAAUAUUUCAUCACAGCAGACAAACUGGAGCCUGACGGGUCACUGUACGUUUCAUCCUGUAACUACGUUGUACCCUGGAAAAACAGCCAUGAUAUCCUGGUAGAGCGUUAUAGGAUGGGCUGUGAUUGCAAGAUCACUCGCUGCCUCGCUGUCCCGUGCAGAGCCAGCGGCACAAAUGAGUGCUUGUGGACGGACCUGCUGACGGGGAAUUUGGGCAACGAUGAGCAAUGUGCUUGCAUCAAGAAAAGUGAUGGUUCUUGUGCCUGGUACCAGGAGGGUGCCUCAAAAUUAUAUUAAUGACCCAAAAGUCCACCAUGCAGGAAUAAUCAAAAUUCCAAAUAAAUGUCUUAAGCAAUUCUG
Molecule: messenger RNA, 564 nt
Organism: Nerophis lumbriciformis (worm pipefish)
Lineage: Eukaryota; Metazoa; Chordata; Actinopteri; Syngnathiformes; Syngnathidae
Product: metalloproteinase inhibitor 2-like
Biological process (GO): response to hormone; response to cytokine; negative regulation of endopeptidase activity
Cellular component (GO): extracellular matrix
Molecular function (GO): protease binding; metalloendopeptidase inhibitor activity
Source: RefSeq, a predicted model, not a curated record